AUGGAAUCGAAAAAUGAGAAGAUGGGAGAUCGAGAGGAGAACCCUUCCUGUCUCGAGGAUCAAGGCGACGGCCACGCCAUCCAUCGAGUUACUACUCAACGGGGGCUCAAGUCUCGUCAUGCCCAAAUGAUCGCGUUAGGUGGGACAAUUGGAACUGGCCUAUUCGUUGGAAUUGGUCAAGCUCUUCAUAUGGGCGGUCCUGUCUUCUUGGUACUGGCAUAUUGCAUUCUCACUGUGUUGGUGUUUGGCAUUAUAACGGCAACGACCGAAAUGUCCUCAUACCUACCCGUGCCAGGAUCCUCCGUCUCCUAUUAUGCCCACCGAUUCCACUCGACUAGCUUGGGCUUUGCCCUGGGGUGGGUGUAUUUCUAUGUAUUCGCCAUCACUGUGCCGGCCGAAAUCACCGCGGCCACCGUGGUCGUCGAAUAUUGGGGUAGUCAUGUACCCGUCGCCGUCUGGAUCACAGUCUUUAUGGUGAUCAUUGUUCUUCUCAAUUGCUUCCCUGUAAAGGUGUAUGGCGAGGCCGAGUUCUGGUUUGCGUCGAUCAAAGUUAUUGGUAUAAUAGGCUUGCUGUUCAUGGCCGUUGUGCUAGUCUUUGGCGGUGGUCCAAACCACGAACUUCUGGGCUUUCACUAUUGGAAGCACCCAGGACCAGUGAAGGCAUACCUUGUGGCUGGGAAUGCGGGUCGACUCGGUGCUUUUGUCUCUGUCAUUUGUUUCUCGAUUUUCGCUUUCGCCUUCGCCCCGGAAGUCUUGGUCAUUACAGGAGGAGAGAUGCAGAACCCUCGCCAGAAUCUCCCCAAAGCCGGGAUGCGGUACUUCAUUCGUCUGGUUACAUUCUAUGUGCUCGGGGCAUUUGCGGUUAGCCUGAUAGUUUCAAGCGAUGAGGCUCGGCUCCUUGGAGGCGGGUCCGGUGCAGGUGCUUCUCCCUGGGCCAUCGCAGCUCACAACGCCGGCAUCAAAGUGCUUGAUUCGAUUAUUAACGCCAUUAUACUGACCUCCGCGCUUUCGGGGGGCAACUCGUAUCUCUACCUUGCGACCCGGGCCCUGUACUCGCUAUCUGUGGCAGGUUGCGCACCGAAGGCUUUCCAGAGAUGCACCAAAAGCGGAAUCCCAUACAAUGCUGUUGGAGUCUGCAUUGCUUUUUGCCUUCUUGCCUAUCUUAAUCUCUCCAGCGCAGGAGUGACGGUCUUUAACUGGUUUGUCAACCUCAUCAAUACAGGUGCUUUCCAGAGCUGGAUCUGCAUCUGUAUUACUUAUCUGCGCUUUCGCAAGGCGACUAUUGCUCAGGGAAUCACGGACAUGCCUUAUCGUUCACGAUUCCAGCCGUACAUGGCAUACAUCUGUGGGGUUUUCUUUUCCGUGUUUCUUCUUUUAAAUGGAUACGCCGUUUUCCUACAUGGCCACUGGAAUGUCUCCACCUUUUUGACAUCCUACAUCGGCAUCCCGAUAUUUUUCGCCUUCUACUUUGGUCAUCGUUUUUUUGUGGCUCGCUCGGAACCGUGGGUGCGCCCUGCCAUGGAGGUGGACCUAUACUCUGGCUUACCUGAAGUCAUCGCUAACGAGGUCCCGGAGAUCUCAACUAAAGUAUGGUACCAGCCGUGGAAGUAUCUGUACGAGUAA
This is a messenger RNA of Penicillium cataractarum, 1623 nucleotides long. RefSeq lists its product as uncharacterized. Gene Ontology annotation, cellular component: membrane. Bases 1 to 1623 code for a protein of 540 amino acids. Gene Ontology annotation, molecular function: amino acid transmembrane transporter activity. NCBI's taxonomy places the organism in Eukaryota, Fungi, Ascomycota, Eurotiomycetes, Eurotiales, Aspergillaceae. The transcript has a single exon. The record is from RefSeq and is a predicted model, not a curated record. Gene Ontology annotation, biological process: amino acid transmembrane transport.